AAAAAACUUGGGACACUUAUCUGCCGCUUAAAUAGUUUAAUCUUUAUAUUUUAUUUUAAUGCGUCGGUGAUUUUCAAUUAAACGACAUUUACUUAAAUGCACUCAAUUAUUGCGUUGUGGAUGAUACAAAAGUAUAAUAGUAUCCUAUUAACAACGUCUAUUCGUUUCUUGGAUAAAACCUAGACGUUUUUUGAACACAAUGGAAGCCGGCAGUAAUCUCUGAAUGUUAACCUGAUCAACAUUUCAUAACAUCCAAUAUUAUUACACGAUCUGUCAGUCAUAAGACGACGUCUCUGUUCAGCAAUGAAGUCUUAUAAAUUGACCGUUCACCAAAAAGCUUUUAGCAGCUCAGAACUCAUUGUGAAUCGCAAAGAUUUUCCCAAUGCCGUUGAAGGAGAUAUUGUUGAGGUUUAUCAUUCGGACUCGGAACACAAUAAGCUAUUGCUGCAAAUUUUGGCUUUUAAAGACGAUCUCCAAAGCAAAGAUACAAUUAGCAUUGAACAAAGUAUAGCCAGUUUGUUUCAAUUAAGAGCGUACAGCGAUGUCACCGUAAAUAUAGUCCGUCCAGAAUCAUUCAUACUUGACACCGUUGAGCUAACAUUCAAAGACCAGUAUCUCGGGCGUUCGGAAAUGUGGCGUUUAAAGAGUUCAAUGAUCAACACUUGUGUAUAUAACAAUAAAAAAAUGGAGUUUUACGGUGGAUAUAUUCGUGUGCAAGUGUACGAGAUGUGGGCGAAGGGGAAAAUAGUGUCGUGUGGCGUUAUCAAUCACGAUACAAAGAUUAUUUUCAGAUCGGCGACUAGUAUGGUCUAUGUCUUUAUACAAAUGAGUUCCGAAAUGUGGGAGUUUAACUUCUUAGGCGAUACUUAUUUUGAGAAGGCCGUGGACGGUUUUCUGUCGGAUUUGUUCGAAAAAUGGAAAUAUUUCGGUAGUAAUCAUGAAGUGACUUUAGUUCUGUUUUCUCGAGUAUUUUAUAAAGCUAAACACUUAGACGAGUUCCCGGAGACGAUGAGAGAAUGUCUUCAAGUGGACUACAAGAAUCGUUUCUAUGAAGACUUUUACCAGGUAGUUGUUCAAAAUGAACGAUACGAAGAUUGGUCUGCGGCAUCGUUGAUGUUACUUCGGAGGCAUUAUUAUACUUAUAAAAAUGACGUUUUAAACUAUCACAAUAAAGUGCUCCGGGAGUCUGGUAUUGUAGCCGAUCGAAUACCCGAAGGUUACUUAUCUCAAGCGCCUCAAGGAAAUUUCCUCGAGGUAUUGAAUAUGGCGUUGAACGUUUUUGAAAAACAUUAUAUCGAAAGAAGCUUGGACCGAACCGGACAGUUGGCCAUUGUUAUAUCUCCGGGAAUGGGUGAAUUUUAUGUCGAUAGACAAUUGACAAACGUGACAAAACAAAGAGUGAUGGACAAUGGAGUGGGAAUUGAUUUAAUUUGCGUUGGCCAAGAACCUUUAUAUGCAGUUCCGCUGUUUUUGUUCCAAAACCGCGAUGAAUCAUUGGGCGACGAUUGUAGUAUACCGCACUGGAUAAAUUUAAGCUUCUACAGAAGUAAAGACAUGCCUCCAAAGUCUGUGUUUGUGCCACGCAUAAAAGUGCCCAGUCGAUUUUCGAACACCAAGUUGAAUCGUCCUAAAACUGGUUUGAGAGUGAUGUUGUCGACGACCAAUUUACCAGCUUCGAUGCAAAUUGGUUUUACGAAUUGUGCCGAAGACUACAUGAGCUACGAUAACGACUUGUUUGAAAAAAGGAAAAGAUCGUAUUUUCCUCGAUUUAGAAGUAUAAACAAUAUUGUUCCGCCUGAAAAAAAUCCAAGCAGGAAAGCGAAAAUCAGUACAUUUAGUUUCGACGCGUGUUCAGAUCGGUCGGCGGUCGUCUCUAGCCGCAGUCUCUCACCUUUCAAACAACGCAGCAUAACUCCGCCGCCGAAAAACCCUUGCGACACCAAUUUAUCACCGUUGAAUAGAAAUAGAAGCCAGAGUAUUGACGAUGGGAUGAAAAAAGUUGAAAAAUAUGACGGAUUAGAUGACGAUCAACUAAAACGUGUCAGUGAGGGCUUCAUCGAACCUAACCGUGUUAGGGGCCUGAUAAAUCCAUUUGAUAAGUCGCAGUUUAUUUUCAAGUUGACAUCGAACCGGAGACGAUGGAGUCAUACGUUUUCAGAAAAAUAUAAUAAAUUACAAAAAGCCAACGAAGAUGUCAUCGAAUUGGUUGGCAACGCCGAAAUGGACAUUGAUGAAACCACCGAUCUGGCUAUGAAUAAUAAUUGCAAAAAAAAUAUUGAUGUCAAUAUGGAUAUUGAAAAAUUGUUAAAAAACCGAAUUGAAGAAAAACAGAACGUCCAAAAUGUCCAUCAAACAACCUUUGGUGAUUUUGAUUGGUUAAACCGGUUUUCUCCUGGAGUCGAUUGGAAAUCGCUAGUGUUUCCCGCGUGUCUUCCCAUAACUACGGACUAUUUUCCCGAUGACGUCACGCUUCAGUCGUACUACGUAUUUUCCAACUACAAUUUGUUACCCGAAGACGUCAAUGCCGAUUUCGCUCAGCAAAGAGCCGUUUACCGACAGCCGCUAUCCACUAAACAAGUAUUUUAUCAAAUGGUGUCUCAACGUCUAGCGCAGGGUUUCCAGUUGGUCGUUAUUAAAACCGAAAGUCAGGCCGUGGAUCAAACAAAAAAAAGGAUAAGCAGUAUUGUGAUGAGGUCGACGCCGCCUAUCGCCGAUUCGUACGUUGAGAUGCGUCUGAGCAUCGGCAGGAUAGUUCAUACGUUGACCUUAUGCGAUUCAGAAAUCCGAGUCACUCGGUACCGACCUAGGUUUCCCUAUGCGUCGUUUGAGAUACAAUAUCGAUAUCGUUUUCAAGCUCCAGAUCAUUCGACGUACGGCAUAUCGUGGAUAUCAUUUGUCACCGAAAAACUAGAAAACUACAACUGGAACUACAUGGACCAUUAUCUGUGUACUCGCGGUGAUACCGAUUACGCUUUGCAUGAGAAAUUAAAAUACUGGCGGUUUCGAAUGUACCUCCUUCCUUAUCGUCUCGAAGCCACCAGCACCAUUAUGGAACACUUGAACGAUAAUGUCUAUUGCGAUAUCUACAAGUCGCCGACAACUGAAGAACAGUACGGUUUUACGAAUAAAUUCAUCAAAUUCAUUGAAACCUGGGUGAACCGCCUUAAGCGAUCGACAGCAGUCGCUAGCGCAAAAAACACCAACGAAACAGCCGCCGUGUCUCCUUACAGAGAUCGACUGAGUUCCAUUCGCAGUAACGGCACUGAGAAAUCGCGUCCCAGAUCGGGAUCCAAAGUAUACGAUCGAGGAGCAGUCGCCGCCACGUCGGCUGAUAGUCUAGCCGACGACAACAACACUAUCGACGAAGCCGAAAGUAAAUCCGUCUCGAAUUUAUCGAAUUCCACGACACAACCGGUGACCAAAGAAAACCUAUCCAACUCGGAUUUGGCGGAACGCAUGUGCAACACCCAACUCGGCGGUGUAGGUUUCGUCAACAAGCACACGGCCGGUUUGCCGGCAAAUACUUUUGUCAGUAACGAUGCCGUCACGUGGCUCAUGAACAACGAUGUGUCGUACAGCAGACACGAAGCGGUCGACAGGAUGCAGGAAAUGUUGAACGAACAUUUAAUUUGUCACGCUUCCGGUAACUACGAUCAUCCUUUUAUCGACGGAUUCUACAUGUAUUAUUUUAUUCCCGAAUCGUUACUCCACUUAUCGUUUCCUAAGCACGACUUUCAAGCUUUCGAAAACGAAUGGGUCGAAGUGGAAGUGAAGCAACCGAUCCCGUAUCUCAACACGGCUUUCUUGAUGGAUCAGCUUUCGAUAGAAGACGACGAUCUCAAGCACAAUAGCAAAUGGCGAGUCCCGUGGUACAAGGAAGCUCAUUUGGAAAUGGACGUUAACAGCAAAAGUGAUCGCGUGGAAUGGGGUCACGCUCGAUAUCAAACGCUAUACCGAUGUGAUCGAGCCUAUGAAAUCAUGGCCGAGUGGGUUGCCGCGUCUGGUUCGAUUGUAGCCGAUUUGAUUUACAAUUGGGCUCGCAAAGCUCAGAGCGGCGGUUUCCAAUUGAUUCCUCUGCCAGCCGACCCGUUUGCUUUGCCGUACACGUUGAAGUCGGAUCCUCUGCGAGGUCCAGUGUUCGUUCCUCUCAACUUGGAAUGUCUCAUGCCCGACGGCGGAGUGAGUUUAUUUCACGAGUAUCCGGAAGAUACGUGGCCGCGCAGAUUGCUGUUGCUCCAGCAAUGCAUUUUGUACCGUUUCGGAUUUAUUGUGAUAUGCAAUAACAAUAAUUUGGUUGAAAACGCCAACCGCGGCGGAUCUGGAGGCAACAGCUGUGGCCGGAGUCAGCAGCAGCAGCAGCAGCAGCAAUCGUAUCACAAUCAAUACAUUCACUCGACUGGUAACGUGUUCGUGUUGAUAUUGUCCGACUUGAUUAGCGACGAAGCAAUGGCCGACGCAACCGAUGCGUGCACCAUGGAAAAAGAGAGCGAUUGUCUGUCGGCCGACCACGUCAACGGGCUGGACGAAUUGGACGUCAGGAACGGAGGGAAUCACCAUCAGAACCAGGAAUUGAGCCAGCACCAAGAACACCAUUACCUGCAACAGUUUAGCCCUCACAUGGAGUACGUGGUAUCGCGGCACGUUUACCAGCGUCCAAAAGAAAACAGCGAUGCCAAACGAGAAAACAGGGUCGGCUUCUUGUGGGCGUGGAACCAUAUGGUGAGCAGACGAUGGAAGUGGUCGAAUCCGGCAACGGGCGAUGAACAGUUCCAGAAUCGGCUACUGGAAGACUUUCGAAAUUUUUGCGCCAACAGCGACGGACGUCUGGUCCGGUAUUGGCGCCAUUGCAAGAGCCAACAUCAAAAUAUCAGUAACAGUCCAAACAUAUAAACUUAUGCUUGACGAUGCCGUAGAUGGGUGUACGGUGAGUUCGGUAAGACGGGCGCAUUUCAAAUGUAUUUAAACUGAAUUAACUACUUAAAAGAAUAACUUUUUUUUUUUAUAACAUUAUUACAA
Molecule: messenger RNA, 5016 nt
Organism: Adelges cooleyi (spruce gall adelgid)
Lineage: Eukaryota; Metazoa; Arthropoda; Insecta; Hemiptera; Adelgidae
Gene: Iml1
Product: GATOR complex protein Iml1
Exons: 27
Coding region: 304-4890 (1528 amino acids)
Biological process (GO): cellular response to amino acid starvation; intracellular signal transduction; positive regulation of autophagy
Cellular component (GO): GATOR1 complex; lysosomal membrane
Molecular function (GO): GTPase activator activity
Source: RefSeq, a predicted model, not a curated record